UGGAUUUUAUUUUAUGUAUUUAAAUACAUUAUUCUGUCAAAGGUGUCCAUGAUACAAAAAAAGGUUAAGAACUGCUUUCAAGUCUUGAUGUCCUGUGUCUCCUUUCCUGAUAUUUUGCUGUGAUGACUUUUAGUGUAGAAAGAAGCAACAUAAAACUAGAACUUGUAUUUGUAUUUGCUUCAUGGGUUGUCAUGGCCCAAAAAUCAAUCAACCAGUGACCAAUCUCAUGGGGAUCAGUUUCUAUUUAUUGAGCAGAGCUUGUACUCUGUUAGUACCAUAAUACUAUAUCACAGUAUAACCUAACCCAGUAGCUUCUGUCAAAAUGGAACCUAAUAGAGGCAAACCUCUCUUAUAUCCUUUGAGAAACCAAGGGUCAUCCAUGACAUAAAGAGGUAUUGGAAUAGAAGAUGUGUAUAAGCCUGGAACAAAGCACAAAUUCCUCAGCAUGAUAUUUCAAGCCUAUCAAAAUUUGUUUCAACUUUAUUUUUCUCAAUUUAUUUCAUGUUAUUCUCCUCCAUUCACUUUAUAUUCCAGUCAGCCUGGCCUACUUGCCAUUCCUGGAACUUGGCAUUUUGUCUCCCUCUACUGUGUCUCGUGUGAAUUUCAAAAUGGGGAAGGAGCACAACGUCUGAGGCAGGAGGCAGGAGGUAGCUGUCGCAUGCAUGUUUUUAAACUCGAUGUCACUCAAGAUCAAGAUGUGGUGGACGCCAAGGACUUCCUCCUGAAGAAUCUGCCUGAAAAGGCUCUCUGGGGACUAGUAAAUAAUGCUGGUCUAGCACUGUGUGGUAAGAUGGAAUGGAUAUCUUUUGAUGACUUAAAAAAAGUUAUAGAUGUCAAUGUUUUGGGAAGCAUCAGGACAACUCUAAAACUUCUUCCUCUUAUAAAAAAGAGUCAAGGUUUCUCUUAUUGAACCAGGAAACUAUAGUCCUGCCACUAAUAUUUUGAAAGUACAGAGUGUGGAAAAAUACUGGAAUACAUUUGAUGAAGAAACUAAAGCAAGCUAUAGUAAAGAAUACCUACAAUUAUUUUUUAACAGAUUGAAUUAAAAAUUAAAAAAUGGAAAGCAUGACUCAAAAGAAGUUAUUGAUGCUAUAAUUGAUGCUUUAAUGAGUCAACAGCCAAAAUCAAGAUAUUUGGUUGCUACUUUUAAGGAAAAAUGUUGUCUUUAUGCUUUUUACUAUUUACCAGCAUCUCUAAUGGAUUUAUUUCUUUCCUUCAAAUAAUUCUUUAAGGAUCCUGAAAUAAUAAAAUUUAAAAAUACUAUGGCAAAUCUAUGAUUCACUUAUCAGAAACAGAAAAACAUCCCCCAAAGUCAUAUUGAAUAGAAUUUUAAGAACCAGGAUGCCUGAAAAUAUAGUUUUAAAUUAUUAAAUUAUUAAAGCCAUUAAAAUUAAAAUAUAAUUUACAGCCAAAAUAUCAAUUUUGUACACCUUUGGGAAACAUGAACAUAUGACCACAUUUUCAAUGAAAAUAAAUGAAUUUUGAAUAUACUAAAUAAUUAUCUGAUCCUUUUUAAUCCAGGCUAAACAUGCCAAUUAACUUCAGUCAAUGUAUAAUAUUAAUAUGAACUACUACUCCCCUCUACCAUUUUAAUGGUUGUUCUUCUCUGAACCUUGUCUACCUUAUCAAUAUCCCUCCUAAAACAUUAUUCUUAGAACUGAAUAUAGGACUUACGGGACAGAAUAUAGUAGGGCAUUAUCAUCUGAAAUGUUGCUGGAAGGUAUGCUUUUCUUAGUGUGGCCA
Molecule: messenger RNA, 1743 nt
Organism: Sarcophilus harrisii (Tasmanian devil)
Lineage: Eukaryota; Metazoa; Chordata; Mammalia; Dasyuromorphia; Dasyuridae
Product: D-beta-hydroxybutyrate dehydrogenase, mitochondrial
Exons: 4
Coding region: 446-910 (154 amino acids)
Source: RefSeq, a predicted model, not a curated record